GGUUCUUCCUUGCUCUGUUUUUAAUUCCACAUGCUGAUCACCACUUAGCCGAGACGCGACGCAACGCGCCGUCGCACGCGUCGCAUCCCCCAUAAAUGUAGGCCGCAGAAUAUUCCAAAACCCUCCGUCUCCGUCAGCACGAUGUCCCCUAAUAUUCUUACUCCUGCAUUCACUUUCCUCUUAUUAUGCAUUGUUUACGCUCUCCUUUGGAUCUCACUUUGCUUCAACCACACUCUUCCUCCACUAGGCAUUGAUGUUGGAAAUCCAGUUAAAGAUGUUACUCCUAGAACGUUCAAUAUCCUUCAUGAAGGAUCCAAAGGUGUUCUAUCCUGUGAACGUGUUCCUAUAUCUGGUGUAUCGCGUUUGAAGCUUCAACAUUAUGCUAGUGUGUAUAACGUCACAUUAACUCCUUCUGUAUCCAUCCCGAAGAAAUGGCACUCCAGGAUUCAAGUGUGCUUUCACAGGAAUUCUUCACUAGGAUUAUGCCAAUGUGAAAACGAUGAUUGGAGAUCUCUUCAUAACGGGCUAUGGGUUUCCACCAUGUCGCCAUACGAUCAAAAGUUUGUUGAUGUGAAAUUCGGUGGUACAGUUACGGGUUCCGUAACCGUCUCUCUUGAAGAAGUGGAACAAAGAUGGCGUUACGUAUUGCUUGUUGUAGGCGUUGUUUUACUUUUCUUUGCACCUGUUGUCAGCGAAUGGGUCCCGUUCUAUUAUGCCAGUUCUAUGGUUAUCGGAAUCAUUACUGUUGUUCUCAUAAUUCUUUAUCAGGCGAGAAUAUUGCUACCAACUGGUAGACGAAACACCUUUUACCUCACUAUAAUGUGCUCAGUAAUUGGAGCAGGAUCUUUUGUGGUGCAUCACCUUUCAGCAUUCCUCAAUUCUUUCCUAAUAAACUUCGGGAUGAGUCCAGAAAUACAGAAUCUAGUGUGUUAUUUUGUUGGGCUUGGAAUCUUCCUCUUAGGAGCCGCUCUUGGAUAUUGGCUGCUUCGAAAAUUCUUUAUUUCCGAAGACGGUGAAGUUUAUGUUGGUGUAGCUCAAUUUGUCAAAUGGGCCAUGUUCAUUGUUGCAGUCACAUGCAUUUUCUUGAGCUCGAAGGACAACCCUUUGGCAAUGGUGGCGGUGGGGUCUUGUUUGGCACUGUAUCAUAUAACCGCUAAGAUAAAGUGGUGCUACUAUGAGACUCGAUCGUAUUCGGGGAACCAGAAUCUGUGGGCCAGGAGUAAACAUACAACGCCUAAUCACGGGCGUGCUGAAUUUCUUAGCUGUUCGAAAAAGACUAGUCCUUUAAAUGGCCUGAUAAAUUCUUUCAAAUGGUCAAACUCCCCGGUCAAAGGUAAGUUGUCACCGUUGACCAAACCUGGGUCAACUCGUGAUGUAUACUCGACGUAUCACAAGACUCCCAACAGGAAGAAUUUCUCCAAGGAAGAAUGGGAGGAAUUCACGGAAGAAUCAACCAGACAAUCAGUCGCUGAGCUGGCGUCUUCUCCUGAAUUCGCUGAUUGGGUCGUUAAAAAUUCUGGUAGAAUCAAACUUCUUCGCGAAGAUAGUUUAGACGGUCUAGAUGAAAAUGAAUCAAGUUCUUCAAAUGGGUAUGUGACGCAAAAUAGAAACGGGCUAGGGUUUUUCGACUGGUUUUUGAGGUGAAGCGCAUAACUGGUGACACGUAAUAGUAGAUAUCACCGAGUUCACGUGUUUUUUUACGCCAUCCUGAUUACUAGCCAAAUGUUUGAUCUUUACCAAUAGUUAUAUUGGAAUUUUUCGGAAUAGUUGUAUA
Molecule: messenger RNA, 1774 nt
Organism: Helianthus annuus (common sunflower)
Lineage: Eukaryota; Viridiplantae; Streptophyta; Magnoliopsida; Asterales; Asteraceae
Exons: 10
Coding region: 142-1644 (500 amino acids)
Source: RefSeq, a predicted model, not a curated record